GGUCACCUGGUGCCUUCUGAUGAGAUCACAGUGUACUACAGCUGUGAGCCGGCAGGUGAUUACCUGGACAGUGUGAUCCGGGCCCACACAGACUUCAUCCUGGCAACCACCAAGGCACCACUCAAGACCUACCCGGUCCCCAAAGGCUCCGGCGUCAUCGUGCAGGAGAAAACACAGUUGAAGGGUUCGGACCUGGACCUCACCAUAGUGAAGGGAGCAGCCGCCUCUCGAGCUCCUCUGACUGGACCAGCCUGUGCCUACGUCAACCUCCAACUCAACAACAAGGAACAAGAGGGUGUGGUUCUCCUGGAGAACCCUAAAGGAGAUAUCUGUCUGGACAUGGCCAAGCUGAGGCAGGUCUGCGCCAGUCUCUUUGGUCUCAACAACACCAAGCUCUGUGUUUUUAACGGCAAGACUGAGUUGACUGGUAAGUGUGAUCUGCUGUCUCUGAAUGGGAAAACCCUGUCGGUGACCUCAGGCUCCAGUCCCAGUGACUCCUCUCCCAACUCUGACUCUCUGGUGUGCCCCUACGUCAACCUCCGAUUGGCCAACUGUCAGCCUGCUGAGUGUCAGAGUGGAGAUGUGGGGACCCUGCUGCUGGUCAAUCCUGUCGGACACGACUGCCUGACCCACAAUGCUUUGCUGUCUGAGACGGCCAAGUUGUUCGGCCUCCGCGGCCGUAGGCUGAAACUCUACCUGGACGAUCUGCUCACCCAAGAAAUGCCAGCAGAGUGGUCGGUGAAGACGCUGGACAGGAAGACUGUGUAUGUUGGAGUUGUGCCCACCACUGCAGAGGCAUAGGACCGGGAACAGCCAGGCUGAAGAAGAGGGAGGAACAGCCAGGCUGAAGAAGAGGGAGGAACAGCCAGGCUGAAGGAGAGGGAGGAACAGCCAGGCUGAAGAAGAGGGAGGAACAGCCAGGCUGAAGAAGAAGGAGGAACAGCCAGACUGAAGAAGAGGGAGGAACAGCCAGACUGAAGGAGAGGGAGGCUGUGUCCCAAAUGAUAUCCUAUUCCUUGUAUAGUGCACUACUGUUGACCAG
Molecule: messenger RNA, 1042 nt
Organism: Salvelinus namaycush (lake trout)
Lineage: Eukaryota; Metazoa; Chordata; Actinopteri; Salmoniformes; Salmonidae
Product: isoleucine--tRNA ligase, cytoplasmic-like
Exons: 6
Source: RefSeq, a predicted model, not a curated record